Molecule: messenger RNA, 2436 nt
Organism: Lathyrus sativus (Indian pea)
Lineage: Eukaryota; Viridiplantae; Streptophyta; Magnoliopsida; Fabales; Fabaceae
Source: the annotation of a GenBank genome assembly
AUGUUAGUCUCAUGGAACAUAAGGGGACUCAAUAAAGUAGGAAAAAUUUGUGAGAUUCGGUCCCGUCUCCAAGAGAUAAAGCCUGCUAUUAUCAUUUUGAUUGAAACCAGAGUUAAAGAAGCUAAAGCCAAGGCCAUUCGAGAGAAACUGAUGGUGUAUGAUAAUCAUAUUGACAACUACAAAGACCAUACAAAUGGUAGAAUUUGGAUUCACUUGGAUAGUAACAGGGUGAAUUUGAAAUGCAUACAAAGUAGCAGCCAACAUAUCCACUCUGGUAUUUAUGAUAAUCUUGGUGAUUUCAAGCACUGGUUAACUGCUGUAUAUGCUCGUAACCAGCUGAACAAAAGGAAAACCCUGUGGGCAGAAAUUGAAAACAUAUCUGGUAGCAUCCAAGGACCUUGGUGUAUCAUUGGAGACUAUAAUAAUGUAACCAAAUCCCAGGACAGAUUGAGAGGGAAUCUAGUGACUGAAAAGGAAUAUGCAGACCUGAAAAAAAUGAUAGAGAAUACGAGUUUAAGUGAAAUGGAUAGCAUUGGUGACCAUUUCACAUGGUCCAAUAAACAAGCAGCUAGUCCCAUCUAUUUAAGAAUUGACAGAGUGUUAGGCAAUACUAAUUGGUUCCUCACCAAUAUGGAGACUAUUCUAAAAAUCCUUCCUCCUAAUGUCUCUGAUCAUGCCAUGCUGUUUUUAGAAUGUAAACAAGAACAGUGGAAAAAAUCAAGACAGGCUAAGUUUAAGUUUAGCAAUUGCCUUACUGAACUACCAGGUUAUGACAAUUUGAUCAAGAAAAGUUGGGAUGGCCAUAUUAGACGUAGUCUAAUGUAUGUUCUUUGGCAAAAACUCAAGAGAUUGAAGCAUGAGUUAAAAAACUUCAGCAAACCUCUAUCUGAUGUGAAAAACAAAUUGAUAUCAGUUAGAAAUACCCUCAGAGAAACACAAGAAAAGCUGAGCAAUGACAAAAUGAACAACACAUUGAUUGGGAAGGCUAAAGACUUGACUGAAGAAGUGAUAUCCCUGAACGAAAUGGAAUGGAAGAUUCUGCAGCAAAGGGCUAAGAUUGAUUGGAUUAGAAAAGGAGAUGGAAACAAUCAGUAUUUUUAUGCUGCUAUCAAAGGUAGACAUCACUCCAACAUCCUAAACAACCUGAGGAAGAAUGAUGGUAGGCAAAUUACAACCAAGAAAGACAUUGAAGAUGAAGUGAUCAAUUUCUACAGAAACCUAAUGGGCAAAGAUGAUGAAAGCAUUAGCCAUAUUGAUAUUGAGGCCAUGAGGAUGGGAAAGCAACUUGAUAUGGACCAAAGGGAAUACCUCACCAAAACCAUAUCAGAAGACGAAAUUACCAAAGCCCUUAAAGGAAUUGGAGACCUCAAAGCACCAGGACUGGAUGGUUAUGGAGCCAAAUUUUUCAAGACCAUUUGGACAACUAUAAAAACUGAUGUAAUAGCAGCUAUUAAGAAAUACUUUGAAAUAGGCAAAAUAUACAAAGCUUUCAACAGUGUUGUAGUAUCCCUGAUUCCAAAAGGCCAAAAUUCUUGUGAAAUCAAAGACUACAGACCUAUAGUUGUCUGCACCACUUUCUAUAAGAUUAUUUCCAAAAUUCUGACUGACAGAUUAGGAUCUGUCAUUCCUAGUGUGGUGAAUCACAAUCAGGCAGCCUUCAUACCAGGCCAGAACAUUCAUAAUCACAUCAUGCUUGCUACUGGGCUUAUUAAAGACUACACCAGGAAAGGGGGUACACCUAGAAUUAUGAUGCAAAUAGAUCUACAAAAAGCAUAUGAUAUGGUUAAUUGGAGGGCUUUGGAGUGCAUCAUGAAAGAAAUGGGAUUCCCUAACAAAUUCAUCCAAUUGACGAUGCUCGGCAUCACCACUCUGUCCUACAGCUUCAAUAUCAUGGGGGAAUACAUUGAUAUCCUGCAGGCUAAAAGGGGGAUUCGGCAGGGUGAUCCUCUAUCACCUAUGCUCUUUGUCCUCAUAAUGGAAUAUAUGAACAGACUGAUGGUGAAAAUGCAAAGAAAUCCUAAUUUCAACUACCAUGCCAAGUGUGAAAAUUUGAAUAUUACCAACCUCACUUUUGCAGAUGAUGUGCUGUUAUUUUGUAAAGGAGAUGAAAUAUCAAUGCAAUUGAUUUUAAGGGCAUUCAGGGAUUUCUCCAAUUCCACGGGAUUGAUAAUGAACCCAAACAAAUGCAAGAUCUAUUUUGGAGGAUUGGACAAUGAGAAGAAAAAAAUAUUGAAAGAGCUGUCGGGUUUUCGAGAAGGAACGCUGCCAUUCAAAUACCUGGGAAUACCACUGUCUAGCAAAAAAUUAACCAUCACCCAUUUUAUGCCCUUGGUGGAUAGAAUAAUGGCUAGAAUUCAUCAUUGGUCAUCUAAACUCCUAAGUUACGCAGACAGAAUUCAGUUGGUGAAAAGUAUCUCUUCAGCAAUGGUACAAUAG